CCCCAUUUCAUCUUUCCGCCAUCACUUCGGUUCCUUCCCGCAGGACGGGAACUGGCCGCUGUGAUUCCUCUCCUCCUGUCGCUCGGUGUUCGUGCUGACGAUGAAAAGCUCGGCUUGUCCCGGCCGGUGUACGGGGGGUGAGCGGAAAUGACGGAAGAACGGCGGAGCUCCUCCUCUCCCGGGCUCUAUGGAGUGGCCAGGCCGGCGUGUCAUGUGAGAGCCGAGAGAAUAGAGUGACAGCCCCGGAUUCCUGCCCACAGGUUAGCGGGCUUGUAUGAGAUGGAAGCUAAUGCAGGAGAGGAGGGCAUUCACUUUCAAAGCUACCCAUUUGAUUUCCUAGAAUUUCUUAAUCACCAGCGCUUUGAACCUAUGGAACUGUACAACCACCAUGAACAUGCUAAAGCUGUAGCUACCCUCCCUUGCACUUCACCACAGUAUGAUUACACCCACCAGUCCCAGACUAACAGUAUUCAGGUCGCCCCUGCUGGUAUUUCUAAACCGAAAGAAUUCAAAGUAGAACUUCCCUCAUCUGUGUCUCCCAUUAAAAAAUCAGAACCUGUACAGUUACAACAAUAUAACGUCCAGCCUUCAAUCUCCAACGCCCAAGCUAUCUUUGACGGAACAUUUAACUCACAGCAGUGGGGAAUUGUUGAUCUUUCUAGCCAUCAGCAUCUUUUUAACAACCUUAAACGCUCCUUACCAGUUACACAGCAGGUGCAAGCUGAAGAGGAAACAAAAGACGAUAAAAAUUACUUCCGUCGACUGAAGUAUCUAAUUGAUCGUCGUUUCCCCUGUACUGUGUGCCAGAAGUCUUUUAAGCAGUCAUCACAUCUAAUGCAACACAUGCUGGUUCACACAGGGGAGAGACCCUACGAAUGCAAUGUUUGUGGGCGUACAUACAAUCAUAUCUCCAGCCUCAUAAGGCAUAGACGCUGCCAUAGAGAGGAAACAGGAGUGGACAUAAACAGUUCACUGGCAAACACAGAUGUUGAGACUGCUGCUGCAGCUGCUGUAGUGGCGGCUGCCACAGCUGCAAUGUCAGCUCCUCAGGUGGGGCCUGGGGAAGUGCCUGUAGCAGGGGCAGAACAAAAUAUAAUUUUGCAGCAAGAUGGUCCAUUUACUUGCAACCUGUGCUGGAAAGUCUUUAAAAAGCAAAGUCAUCUUCACCAGCACCAGAUUAUACAUACUGGGGAAAAGCCUUUUAGCUGUAACAUAUGUGAAAAAAGUUUUAAUCGCCGUGAAAGCUUAAAGCGCCAUGUAAAGACACACUCCAACUCACUGAAGGUUCAGUGUGAGGUGUGUGGCAAAGCCUUCCGCGACACUACCUAUUUAUUAAAACACCAAGCCACUCAUACUGGUGAAAGACCAGAUUACAAGUGUGAUGUGUGUGGAAAAUCAUAUGCUGCUCCACAGAGUCUUUUAAGACACAAACAUGUGCAUGAGGCCAGUCUUUCAUUGCCACAGCCAUUGGUGCCACAACAACAAGCAAUUAAUGUGGAUGUUAAGGAAGCCAUUGCAGCAGUCCCCUAUGAAACUGCAACUCUACUCACCACAGAUGUUGCCCAAGCUGACCAAGCAGCUAUCAGUGUUAUUGAAAGAAUUGGUUCAGUCUUUGCUCAGCCGUCUCCCCGUAGACAAUCAUCUCUCUCGAAUAAUGUAAGCAAAAAUUUCUGCUGUAAUGUAUGUGGACGUGGUUUUGGUAGGCGAGAAACCCUAAAGCGUCAUGAACGGAUCCACACUGGUGAGAAGCCACACCAGUGUUCAGUUUGUGGCAAGAGGUUCAGAGAAUCUUUCCAUCUUACUAAACAUCAUGUAGUACACACCCGUGAACGACCCUACAAAUGUGAACUGUGUGGCAAGGUUUUUGGCUAUCCUCAGAGUUUGACACGCCACAAGCAGAUCCAUAGGCUUCAGCUGCCUUGUACAGUACCAACAGGAGCCUUGCCCCCUGAUCGACUUGGCUUUGGAUGCACAGAUUGCGGAGAGAGAUUCCCAGACUCCUUUCACCUAAUGAAUCAUAAGGAACUGCACAUGAGUGAAAAGCCCUAUGUUUGUGAUACAUGUGGAAAAUGUUUUGGCUUUAUUGAAAACCUAAUGUGGCACAAACUUGUACACCAAACCGCUACAGAACGUCUGCUUCCUAGUGUAAGCCAGUGUCAAGCAGAAACUGAAGGCAAUCAAGCAAACUGUAUACAGAAUAGCCUUACAAAUGAAGUAGUCCAGGCAUCAGUAGCAGUAGCUACUUCCAGUGGACAAGUGAAUUCCACUUCUGACGAGCACCCAAUGAUACCUAGUGGUGAGAGAUUUUCAUGCAGUAUUUGUGGUCAAAGUUUCAAGCACUUCCUGGGUUUGGUAACCCAUAAAUAUGUACACUUAGUCAGACGCACUCAAGCGUGCAAUGUCUGUGGGCAAAGCUUUGCAGGAGCAUAUGACUUGCUGCUUCAUCGUCGCAGCCACUUGCAAAAGAGACAUUUCACAUGCUCUUUAUGCGGUAAGCGCUUCUGGGAAGCAACGCUACUCAUGCGCCAUCAGCGCUGCCAUACAGAGGAGCGACCUUACAGAUGCACUAUAUGCGGACGUGGUUUCUUACAUUCAUGGUAUCUUCGUCAGCACAAAGUUGUGCACACUGGUGAGCGAGCAUACAAGUGUGCCUUGUGCAACAAACGUUUUGCCCAGUCCUCCAGUUUAGCAGAACACCAGAGACUACACAUUGUGGCACGCCCUCAGCGAUGUCCAACCUGUGGUAAAACGUUUCGCUACCGCUCCAAUCUCUUGGAACACCAGAGAGUGCAUCUUGGUGAAAAGGUUUACCGGUGCGAUCAGUGUGGUAAGAGUUUCUUCUACAUUUCAUCCAUCUUGCGUCAUCAACGAUCUCACGAUGCAAAACCAGACCUUCGUUGUUCCUGUUGCCUCAAACUGUUUAAGGAUCCAAAGUAUUUCAGCAAACAUGUACAAGCUCAUCAAGGUGGGCUUCCCUUUAAAUGUGGAACCUGUGGUGAGGCUUUCAACAAUACGUAUGGGCUAAAGAAGCACCGGUAUGCGCAUAAAAUGGAAAAACUUAAUGCAGUGGCAACACUUGUUGAAGGACAGAAGACUUCUCAACCAACAGGAACUUAAGAACAUUUUAUAAAACAUUUCCUUUUAUCUCUAAAAUCAACAAAGUUUAUGUGUUCUGUAAUCAGCCAAGUGGUUGGUUGGUCUGAUCUUGGUUUUAAUAAAGAAUACUUAAUAUUUAACUGUAACACUGGGUAUUCAAAGUUUUGGGCACCAAUGAUGACACAAUGUACUGUAUGUGAAGCCAUUCAGAUAUAUAUUAUCUGUGAAUUAUUGCAGUGCUUUCGUGUACUCAGUUUAACAAUAUUUAAUUGUUAGUGUUUAAAGUACCUACCGUAUAUAUCUUCCACGUGCUUUUAUUAAAUUCCUAAUACGA
This is a messenger RNA of Rana temporaria (common frog), 3430 nucleotides long. RefSeq names its product zinc finger protein 865 (gene ZNF865). The coding region runs from base 280 to 3117 and encodes 945 amino acids. Gene Ontology annotation, biological process: regulation of cytokine production; negative regulation of transcription by RNA polymerase II; regulation of immune system process. NCBI's taxonomy places the organism in Eukaryota, Metazoa, Chordata, Amphibia, Anura, Ranidae. The record is from RefSeq and is a predicted model, not a curated record. The transcript is spliced from 2 exons.